AUCCGGCCGACCCCCCAACCGCAAGCAAAGGUCCCCCAACCGUGCGUGCAGGAACCAAAUCCAAGCGAGAGCUAGCGCGCCCCGCUUCGAUGGCGUCCAAUCGCACGUCGCGUCGCCUUCCCGCCCGCAUCACCUUCACGUGAGCCUUCGCGCGCGAUGUCGCCGCCGCUAGUAUAACCCUUCUUGCUUUUCUCCGCGCGACCAGCGAGGGAGCAUAGAGGAGGAACAGAGCGAGCUCCAGAAGCAACCGCGCCAAAAAAUGGACGGCGACGCGCCGAUGGUGGCCGCGGCGGAGGAGGAGCCGCACGUCGAGCGCCUCCCCGCCGACCUCCUCGCCCACAUCCUCUCGCUCCUCCCCACCUUCCACGACCUCGCCAUGGCCGGCGGAGUGAGCCGGCGGUGGCGCCGCGCGGUGGGACGUUCGCUGGCGACGCGGCGGCGGCUGAGCUUCGCGGGGCAGCGCACCGGCGACGACUCCACCGCGCGCCUCGUCCGCGCCGCCAUCAACCUCCGUGACCUCGACAUUUCACGAAGCUGCUGGGGAUGCCACAUCAGCGACCGAGGGCUGCUCGAGAUUUCGUCCGCGGCGUGCGUCGCCAACCUCACCUCCGUCUCCCUCUGGGGAUUGGCCGGGAUCACUGACAAGGGCGUUGUUCAUCUGGUUUCAAGAGCUCGUUCUUUGCAGCACCUGAACAUUGGUGGGACUUUUAUCACCGAUGAAUCACUCUAUGCAGUUGCAAAUAGUUGUGCAAAUCUGAAGAGCAUCAUCCUGUGGAGCUGCCGCCACGUGACGGAGGCCGGGCUGGUGGCGCUGGUGAACAAGUGCCCGGAACUGGAGUGCAUCAACGUCGGCGGCAUGCGGGUGUCACCGGAGAGCUUCGCCGGCCUGCUCUCCAUCAGCCCUGCUCUCCGCAUCAGGUCCAUUCCGCAGAUCCUCAACGCCGACGUCGUUCAGGUCGCGUGAGCGAACUGCGCGGGAUUGCCAAGACUGUAUAUAUUGCUCCAUAUGGGAUUCGUCUCGCCGUUGAUUCAUCUCGUGUUGAUGUGUUGUGCAUAUGUUGACUUGUACAUGUUACAGUGAAUAAAAAUUGUAUGAAAUGGACAUACAUAUACUCUGCAAAAUUAGCAUGCCUGUCUAGGAAGCAGCUGGAUACUGUGCAGUUCACUGACAUUCAUUUAAUCAAUUGUUAUCAGAUCGGUUUGACAA
Lolium perenne is the source of this 1207-nucleotide messenger RNA. RefSeq names its product F-box protein At5g67140. Gene Ontology annotation, cellular component: SCF ubiquitin ligase complex. Gene Ontology annotation, biological process: SCF-dependent proteasomal ubiquitin-dependent protein catabolic process. Lineage: Eukaryota; Viridiplantae; Streptophyta; Magnoliopsida; Poales; Poaceae. Gene Ontology annotation, molecular function: protein binding. The record is from RefSeq and is a predicted model, not a curated record.